AUGAACUACUACUCACGAACAUCAGCAGCUAAUAUACCCGAACUGGACGCGUUUUACGAGGAGCUGGAGGAAGUGAUCGGCAACGAGAAGUCCUUCCACAAAUUCGUUGUCGGAGACUUCAACGCAAAACUAGGGAACACUACGGAAGAGGAAUACGGAAUCGGAAGAUUUGGACUAGGGGACCGGAAUGAAAAUGGCAAUCGUCUCGUCGGACUGCUGAAGAAGAAGAUUCUGGAAGCAGCACAAAGAAGAACGAGUCUAAAGAAGUGCCGCAGGGAUAUCCGUAAAUGGAAUAUUCCGCUAGCAGCCUUGCUGAACGAAGACGGGACUCGUGAGAUGGAAAUCAUUACAGAGAGGGAAGCUACGGACCAACUGACGGACCAAGAUCUUCGUGCCCAUCUGUUCGACUCGACAGUCCUUCCAGCACUCUGUUACGCAGCGGAGACGUGGGCAGACACCUCUGCCAUGUCUAGGAAGCUACUUACUACCCACAGAGCCCUUGCGAGAUGUCUUCUGAAAGUUAACCGGCGCACACAACAUCUAGCCGGUCUUCACAGCUCCGACUUAAGAGGAAUGUCCCGUCUUCGCGACCCAGCGGAAUAUGUAUCGAAAGCAAAAUAUAAAUGGGCCGGUUACAUUACGAGAAGAAUCGACGAUAGAUGGACUAAAAGAACGCUAGAGUAG
Messenger RNA from Necator americanus (New World hookworm), 684 nucleotides. RefSeq lists its product as uncharacterized. The coding region runs from base 1 to 684 and encodes 227 amino acids. Lineage: Eukaryota; Metazoa; Nematoda; Chromadorea; Rhabditida; Ancylostomatidae. The record is from RefSeq and is a predicted model, not a curated record. The transcript has 3 exons.